Messenger RNA from Hippopotamus amphibius kiboko, 5276 nucleotides. It is a transcript of the gene TAF2, whose product is annotated as TATA-box binding protein associated factor 2. Gene Ontology annotation, cellular component: transcription factor TFIID complex. The record is from RefSeq and is a predicted model, not a curated record. Lineage: Eukaryota; Metazoa; Chordata; Mammalia; Artiodactyla; Hippopotamidae. Gene Ontology annotation, biological process: transcription initiation at RNA polymerase II promoter. Gene Ontology annotation, molecular function: transcription cis-regulatory region binding; chromatin binding; RNA polymerase II general transcription initiation factor activity. The transcript is spliced from 27 exons. The coding region runs from base 292 to 4122 and encodes 1276 amino acids.
UCAGAGGUGACAAGCAAGAUGUCGGCUGGCGGUCGCUGUUGGGGGCAGGUGUGAGGAGCAUCUCCGUGACAGAAGCUCGGCGGAUUCAGCUGACACAGCCGAAUCGCGGAAAGGAGGUUGAGGCGGCGGCGGCGGCCGAUCGGGCAGGGCCGGGCGUGGGUGCCGAGGGAGCCCCGGCCUGGGACGUGAUUGUUGGGAGCGCGGGGGAGCGCGGAGUGCCAGUUGCCGGAGACCGGUAAUGCCCCGCCGCCCCCCGGGAAGCCGGGAAGCCGAGCACCGCGGGAUCCCUUCAUGCCGCCGACUGGUUUAGAGCCCUCCAGAAUGAACAGGAAGAAAGGAGAUAAGGGCUUUGAAAGCCCAAGGCCAUAUAAAUUAACCCAUCAGGUCGUCUGCAUCAACAACAUAAACUUCCAAAGAAAAUCUGUUGUGGGAUUUGUGGAACUGACUAUAUUUCCCACAGUUGCAAACUUAAAUAGAAUCAAGUUGAACAGCAAACAGUGUAGAAUAUACCGAGUAAGGAUCAAUGAUUUAGAAGCUGCUUUUAUUUAUAAUGAUCCAACCUUGGAAGUUUGUCACAAUGAAUCAAAACAGAGAAAUCUCAAUUAUUUUUCCAAUGCUUACGCAGCUGCAGUUAGCGCUGUGGAUCCUGAUGCAGGAAAUGGAGAACUUUGCAUUAAGGUUCCGUCCGAAUUAUGGAAACACGUUGAUGAAUUAAAGGUCCUAAAGAUACACAUCAAUUUUUCUUUGGAUCAGCCAAAAGGAGGUCUUCAUUUUGUGGUACCCAGUGUAGAGGGAAGUAUGGCAGAGAGAGGUGCUCAUGUUUUCUCUUGUGGGUAUCAAAAUUCCACAAGAUUUUGGUUCCCGUGUGUCGAUUCAUACUCUGAAUUAUGUACAUGGAAAUUAGAAUUUACGGUAGAUGCUGCAAUGGUGGCUGUUUCCAGUGGAGACUUGGUGGAGACAGUGUAUACCCAUGAUAUGAGGAAGAAGACCUUCCAUUACAUGCUUACCAUUCCAACAGCUGCAUCAAAUAUCUCCUUGGCCAUUGGACCUUUUGAAAUACUUGUAGAUCCAUAUAUGCAUGAGGUUACUCAUUUUUGUUUACCUCAACUUCUUCCAUUGCUUAAACAUACCACGUCAUAUCUUCAUGAAGUUUUUGAAUUUUAUGAAGAAAUUCUUACAUGUCGAUACCCAUAUUCCUGUUUUAAGACUGUAUUCAUUGAUGAGGCUUAUGUUGAAGUGGCAGCUUAUGCUUCCAUGAGCAUUUUUAGCACAAAUCUGUUACACAGUGCCAUGAUUAUAGAUGAGACACCUUUGACCAGAAGGUGUUUAGCCCAGUCCUUGGCCCAGCAGUUUUUUGGAUGUUUCAUAUCCAGAAUGUCUUGGUCUGAUGAAUGGGUUUUGAAGGGAAUUUCAGGCUAUAUUUAUGGUCUUUGGAUGAAAAAAACUUUUGGUGUUAAUGAAUAUCGCCAUUGGAUUAAAGAGGAGCUGGACAAAAUAGUGGCAUAUGAACUAAAAACCGGUGGCGUUUUAUUACAUCCCAUAUUUGGUGGAGGAAAAGAGAAGGAUAAUCCGGCAUCCCAUCUACACUUUUCCAUAAAGCAUCCACAUACGCUCUCCUGGGAGUACUACACUAUGUUUCAGUGUAAAGCUCACCUUGUGAUGAGAUUGAUUGAAAAUAGAAUCAGUAUGGAAUUUAUGUUACAAGUUUUCAAUAAACUGCUAAGUUUGGCCAGUACUGCUUCAUCUCAGAAGUUCCAGUCACAUAUGUGGAGUCAGAUGUUGGUUUCCACAUCUGGGUUUUUGAAAUCCAUCUCGAAUGUCUCUGGCAAAGACAUCCAGCCUUUAAUAAAGCAGUGGGUUACAUAUUUAUUUCAGUAUGCCAAAAUUCCUAUACAAUUCUUCAGAGACCAGAGCGGAGUGGUAAAAUUUUAUGGAAGUUUUGCUUUUAAUAGAAAACGAAAUGUCUUGGAAUUGGAAAUAAAACAAGAUUAUACAUCUCCUGGAACUCAGAAAUAUGUGGGACCACUUAAAGUGACAGUACAGGAGUUAGAUGGAUCCUUCAAUCAUACGUUGCAAAUUGAAGAAAACAGUCUUAAACAUGAUAUACCCUGCCAUUCCAAAAGCAGAAGGAAUAAGAAGAAAAAAAUUCCACUGAUGAAUGGAGAAGAAGUUGACAUGGAUCUUUCGGCAAUGGAUGCUGAUUCUCCUUUGCUGUGGAUAAGGAUAGACCCAGACAUGUCCGUAUUGAGGAAAGUAGAAUUUGAGCAAGCCGACUUUAUGUGGCAGUAUCAGCUCCGCUAUGAGAGGGAUGUUGUUGCACAGCAGGAGUCCAUUUUGGCCUUGGAAAAAUUCCCUACUCCAGCAUCUCGGCUUGCCCUUACUGACAUAUUAGAACAAGAGCAGUGUUUCUACCGAGUGAGAAUGUCAGCUUGCUUCUGCCUUGCAAAGAUUGCAAAUUCAAUGGUGAGCACAUGGACAGGACCACCAGCCAUGAAGUCACUCUUUACUAGGAUGUUUUGUUGUAAAACUUGUCCAAACAUUGUGAAAACAAACAACUUUAUGAGCUUUCAAAGUUACUUUCUACAGAAGACUAUGCCAGUUGCGAUGGCUUUAUUGAGAGAUGUUCAUAACCUUUGUCCUAAAGAAGUCUUAACAUUUAUCUUAGACUUAAUCAAGUACAAUGACAACAGAAAAAAUAAGUUUUCAGAUAACUAUUAUCGUGCAGAAAUGAUCGAUGCCCUUGCCAACUCUGUUACGCCUGCAGUCAGUGUGAAUAAUGAAGUUCGAACUUUGGAUAACUUAAAUCCGGAUGUGCGACUCAUUCUUGAAGAAAUCACUAGAUUUUUGAAUAUGGAAAAGCUUCUUCCGAGUUAUAGGCACACCAUCACUGUCAGUUGUUUGAGAGCCAUACGAGUGCUUCAGAAGAAUGGCCAUGUGCCAAGUGAUCCAGCUCUUUUUAAAUCUUAUGCAGAAUACGGCCACUUUGUGGACAUCAGGAUAGCAGCUUUGGAAGCGGUUGUCGAUUAUACUAAAGUGGACAGGAGUUAUGAAGAAUUGCAAUGGCUGCUUACUAUGAUUCAGAAUGACCCUGUACCCUAUGUAAGACAUAAGAUUCUAAACAUGUUAACUAAGAACCCACCAUUUACUAAGAAUAUGGAGUCUCCCUUAUGCAAUGAAGCAUUAGUAGAUCAACUUUGGAAACUUAUGAAUUCUGGUACUUCACAUGACUGGCGGUUACGGUGUGGUGCUGUGGACUUGUACUUCACACUUUUUGGCCUCAGUAGACCUUCCUGCUUACCCUUGCCAGAACUUGGCUUGGUCCUUAAUCUGAAAGAGAAAAAAGCUGUCUUGAAUCCAACCAUAAUUCCAGAGGCCAUAGCAGGCAACCAAGAAGCUGCGGUUAAUCCAAGUAGUCACACACAGCUGGUUGGAUUUCAGAACCCUGAAGAUGAUCACCUUGCCAAGGAAGCAUCAUGUAAUAUAUCAGCUCAUCAGCAGGGAGUGAAGAGGAAGGCUGAUACACCACUGGGGUCCCCACUAGAACCUGGUCAAAUACUGGAGAAGAAUGAGGAUAGCAGUAAAGUCAAACUCAAAAUCAGAUUUUCAAGUUCUCAAGACGAGGAGGAGAUUGAUAUGGAUACUGUUCAUGAUAGCCAGGCGUUCAUUUCCCAUCAUUUAAACAUGCUUGAAAGGCCAUCAACUCCAGGGCUCUCUAAAUAUCGGCCAGCCAGCUCCCGAUCUGCUUUAAUACCGCAGCACUCAUUAGGCUCUGAUGGCACACCCACCGCAAAACCCCAGUGGAAUAUGGAACUUGCACGGAAGGGAACAGGAAUUCAUUUGGGUGUUUUUAAUCUUGAAGGUAAAGAACAGUCAUCUUUGGAGAUGAGUAUGCAUCCAGUUGCAGCAGCUCCACUCUCAGUAUUUACUAAAGAAUCUACGUCCUCCAAACACAGUGACCACCAUCACCACCAUCACCAUGAGCACAAGAAAAAGAAGAAGAAGCACAAACAUAAGCAUAAACACAAGCAUAAGCAUGAUAGUAAAGAAAAGGACAAGGAGCCAUUCACUUUCUCCAGCCCCGCCAGUGGCAGGUCUGUUCGUUCUCCUUCUCUUUCAGACUGAGAAGGGGACAAAGGAGACCUUUUCCUCAGUGUCCAGAAGAAUGUACAUAACUAAAGUUUUGUCAACUGUAAAGAAUGAUAAAAGGGAAAACAAAUAGUUGCCUCUCAUAGAGAUUCAAGUUCUAAACAUUUGACUUACAUUAUUUAUACAAUUGAAAUCUAAUUAGGAAAAUGUGUUUUAUAGUUCUAAAUAAAUCAUUUCAUCCCAUUUCCUCCAUAAAACACACACACACAGACACACACACACACAGAGCAAACCCUUUCAUGAGGCCGUUGUAUCCACAGGCAGUCCCCAUUCACAUCAUGGUCUCCGUGUGUACUGCCAGAGUCAAUUAUGUUUUAAAGCCUUUGAUGGAUCUUAUGGGACAAAGUUAUGUUUUAAACAGAAGCUACUGCCAAAUCUGUGGUAAAACCACUAUUUCCAGUGAAAUAUUGUAUAACACCGCUUGAAACUACUGAAAGACAGAGGCUUUUCUAUAGGAAUCUUCUCUAUUGCAUGUUUUUUGUGUGUUCACCAUAGAAACGAAGCAUCAGAAUUUAUGAGCAAGAAUACAUAUUUUCUUUUGCCCUAAAAUACUGAAAUUUUCAGAAGCAGCUUAAAAGUGAAUAACUUUUUUGAUAGCACAUUUGGUGAUUAUGAUGUCGGAAUUUAACAGAACUAUCAAAUCCACAGUUUUUCUCAAAUCAAGAUAUUUAAAUUUUAAGUUCCUUUUUUCACUGAGUAUAAGUGAGUACGUUCAUAUGUAGAAUAUGUUUGCCAAAUGUGGACAAUUUGUACGCCCGAUACAUAUUCUAAAAUUAUUUCUCUUAGUAUGAUACCUUAAAAGGUGUUUAUUUACUGUUUACCAACUUGGACAUAGACAGUUUGGAUCUCAUGUGAGUAUACCAGAAGCAUUUAAAAAUACAUGAAACGUUUUGGUUUCAUACUUCAGUAGUUUGUAUGUUUGUGUGUUUUUAUUUUUAUUUCUAAAUUUACCAUGUGCUUUAUUGUUUGUUUGUUUAAAAAAUGUUAUUCCUACCUGUUCUGUUUUUAUCGUUUCCUUUAUCAUUAGAAAGUUUGACAGAAUACUUCUUCCCAGAGUAGAUGUUUCAAAGGGAUCCAAUAAUGUUGGACUUUUAAAUAUACUUGUUUAAUAAAUAAUUUUUUAAAUUGAU